AGUGAAAAAGAAAUGCAAUGAGGAACCUUAUCUCGGUCUAUAAGCUUGAGUGGCGCCCUCUCUUGGCACAGACCCCCUGGCCAAGAAAAUUUGUUUGCCAACUGAUGGGCAUUGGAAGUGAGCAGGUACCUGUAGGCUUACUGGAUAUACAAGUUUCUGUGAUUCCAUCACUUGAUUCUUGUCUGUCUGGCUCUGCUGUCUCCAGAUAUCUUGAGGAAGCCAACACUUGCUUCGGAGAGAGACGUCGGCUUUUUAUUAAUUAUGCUCGACAGUGGUGGAGAGAAUACACUGAGGCUGGAACAAACUAUGCAUCAAGGUCUGUCAGAAUAUUUGCCAUGGAUGAAAAUGGUAAAACUAGAUUUGUAUGCGAGUAUGUGCGUCAGUUAGAGGCAGGACAUGCUCUUAGAUCCCCAGAAGAAGCAAGCCGUUGGGUUAGUAUUAUUCCAACCAAACCUGUACACCAAAUGCCUGCAGAUGGCAUUAGUCACUGGUACACUCUUCCUGUAGCUGUCAUGGCACAAAGUUUGAAUGUGGAAAGCAAAUGUAGUUUGCUUUGUAGUCUUCUUCUUGGGUUUGGUUUGGAUGCCUGGGUGUGCGUUGGCACACUCCGUUCAGGUGUGCAACACUCCUGGGUCAUGACUCGUGGACCAUAUACUGCUAUUACUUUCUGGGAGUCCUCAACAGGCUGUCGUUAUGUCUACAAGUUAGGCCAGAAAGCUGGCCAUGAUUAUGGGACUGUAGGCAGCAUCUUUAACCAUGAACGCUUCUAUGCUUCUGUUCAGGUAACAGACAAAAUAGGAUACUGUAACUUUAUGCUAGAGGAUGAAAAUGCUUGGAAGCGAAUGUUACCAAAUGCAACAUCCAGCAUGAUACAAAAGGAGCCAUGUGUGGUAAAAAUUCUUCCACCAAAUUGUGAUGCAGAAGGAACAAGCUCUGUGGUGGAGAUGCAGAUGAGAAUACUGAUGACUGAGUACAGAGCUGAUUUUGGACUUAGCACCAAUUUUGAUGAUCACUUAAGCCAUAUCCUGACACCAGCACUAUGGUCAUAUGAAAGAAAAGCUGUUUACAAUAUUGGUGAUGAUGAUCGGGAGGCAAAAGGAGCAGAACAUUUCUCAGCUGCUCUAAUGCACACAAUUCCAGAGGGUCACACAUUCAAAGCAUUCCCUCUUCACUUUAUACACCAUUCACCACAACGAGCAUUCAACUCCAUUAUGAGCUCCAGCAUUGGCCGCGAGAUAGUUGGGUGUCGUGGUGAUAAAGUCUGUUAUGCUGUGCGUGCUAUAACAGUUAACUAUCCUGAAAAUAUGUUCCUGACUUGGCUUAUGGUUGCUUGUUCUUACAGACCUCUUGGAUGAAAAGUUAAAGGACAGGCUGAAAUGGUGCACAAAAGAACUUGCCAUCAAAGGACACAAAUGACAAGAUUUUAGAUACCUCAAAAGAAAAAGAAAAAAAUAGCAAAAGUACUAUUAUGCAUUCUUGAUUCUGUAAUGGUAACAAAUACAUUAUACACCUAAUUAACUGAAUAGCCAUACCAAUAUGACAGGGUUUAUAAAUAAGUGUAAUUCAACUAGUAAAAAAUUAUUUUGGUUACAAUAUUUUAACAGGAUUAAUUACUGUAAGUCUCAUAUUGAUUGUAAAGCCGGUAACCUUGGUAUACAUCUUACUUCUUAAUAUCUUGCCUCACUAUGCAUUCACACAAAAAAGAAGCUUCUUAAUGUAAAAUAAUGUACAUAUUAUAACUAGCUAAAAGCACCUCCUUCUGCUAACAACCUGAUCAAGCAUACAAAAAUUAAGUUCAUAUCAGUAUCAUAUGAUUCCUCAAGGAUAUCAUACUAUCAGUUGUUAACUAUUGAAAUGUAUAUCAAACAAACAGAUGAUUUUUAAAAAAUGGGUGACAGAAUGAUUUUCAAAAAUAUUUGUUAACUGAGUUUCAUAACCAAAACCUUAACCUAUGAGUACUUCUCAGAAGUGUAAGAAAUAGCCAAAUUUGUAUUUAUUACAAUGAAAGGGUAAUACAGUACACUUGCUAACUUUGCAACAUUUGUAGUUUAAGCUCCAUAUAUAAAAAAAAUAUUUUUUAAAACUGCUUCAUGUUUGCAAAUUAGACUGCCUGUAUAUGAAUUUGUUGUGGAAGGGGCCACAAAUGUACAUUCUUUGCCAUCCA
Messenger RNA from Penaeus monodon (black tiger shrimp), 2164 nucleotides. Its product is annotated as centrosomal protein of 76 kDa-like. Bases 18 to 1355 code for a protein of 445 amino acids. The record is from RefSeq and is a predicted model, not a curated record. Lineage: Eukaryota; Metazoa; Arthropoda; Malacostraca; Decapoda; Penaeidae. The transcript has 9 exons.